CUUUUUGCAACACCCCAAUCCGCCUCCCUGUACUGAUCAACAUUCUUCAGUACUUUGCCGAUUCGCUUUGCGCAAAUCCUGAACCGUGGUGCUGGAUUGAUCUUACUUUGCAACACUACCAUAGCUUCUUACGCUCGUACGUCAUCGCGAUCGGUGCAUGUGAGCUGCUUUGAACAGAUUCCCAACACCACACACUCCUUGCCUGAUAACCUGCUGUUGCGCGCAAAACACCUUCAAGAGUUCUGAAGCAUACGACGACACGAAACGCCAUCAUGUCCGACUACGAAGGAUUAGAAUAUCUUCAGCCGGGCUUCGACCUUACCACUCUGACCGUUCCACGGCUUCGAUCGAUUCUCGUAUCUCACGACGUCAACUACCCGUCUGCCGCAAAGAAAGGUCAACUUAUACAGAUAUUCAAUGAGGACCUUCUUCCACAAUCGAAGAGAAUUCUAGCAGUACGAGCGCGUGCGAGAAGGACUAGCAUGGGCAUAAUAAACGCAACGGAUUCACAGGAGACCACCACUGGGUCAGAAUCGACAGAGGAGACAGACGAGCAGGAGAAAGUUCCGUUGCCAGUUCUACGAACAUCCAGAAGACAGUCUUCUGCGAGACCACGGUCCGAGGAUAUUGAACGCGAAUAUCCUUCCCGCGUAACCAGAAGCCGUAGUCCGACAAAGCGGGUUCCAAGACCCAGCACGAAGCAUGCUCGAGCAUCAGAUAACGAAAAUAGUACGGAUGCUGAGCUUCAGAGAACUGCCAGAAAGUCAAGGAGAAGUGCAACUCCUGGUGCUGCUAGUGCUGCACCCUCCCGAAAAAUCAAAUCCGAAUAUUCCGACGAGGAAACUGGAGAUUCGCGGCGACGAGAGAGUGCCUUUACGUAUGACAAUCCUUUCCAAAGCGGCAGUUCUCCUUUAUCUGACUCCAAACCAAGUGGGGACAGAAGAAGAACUGUUGGCAUUAGCAGCACAAGUCGCAAGAUUACACCUGCGAAUAGAAGGCGCACUGCUGGACCAAAGAUUGACGAUGGAAUCUAUCCUCCGAAAGCCGCCGUCUUCACCCCUCCAGUCACCGAUUACGAUGAUGGUUUGGUAGAUAUUGAUGAUAAUGGCGUGGAAGCUAGUGAGGAGUUUACACCGGAGGAGCAGCUUGAGAUUGAGCAAGAGCAGUCCGCCAAAGGAGUUCACGCGCUAGGACCACGCAGAACUCGUAGACCAGAAGGGGGGUUCAAUCUCACUGGACCAAUCUGGGUCAUUCUCAUCACUCUUCUAGGUGGCUAUGCUAUGUGGUAUAGACAAGAAAAGGUUGCGGUUGGAUACUGUGGCGUGGGAAGAAAUGCAAUAAAAAGAUUCCCAGAUGGUGUCGAGGUUCCAGACUGGCUUCAAGUUCUAGUCGAACCAGAAUGCGAACCUUGCCCCCAACAUGCAUACUGCUCAGGACACCUUCACACAGAUUGUGAGGCUGAUUUUGUAUUGAAGUCACACCCACUUUCUCUUGGGGGUAUUGUUCCUCUCCCACCAACUUGCGAGCCUGAUGGAGAUAAGGUUCGUCGGGUCAAAGCAGUGGCUGAUCGUGCUGUGGAAGAGUUGAGAGAACGCAAAGCCAAAUAUGAGUGCGGCGGUCUUAUCAACGAAGCAGGGCUUCCUGAGCCCACUAUUGGAAUUGGUGCUGAGGAGUUGAAGAAAGAAGUCAGCAAGAAGCGAAGAAAGGGCAUGGCAGCAGAGGAAUUUGAAGAGCUAUGGAUUGGUGCAAUUGGAGAAAUCGAGGGAAGGGACGAAGUUAUUAGUGUUUCUGAUGGGUGAGUUUCUCCGUUCCUUUUUUUGUCUAUUCGCUGCACUUUCCUCUCCUAACUGUCAACCAACACACUUUCUGACAACAACGUACUAACCAGGUAUUUAAUCCCCUCCACAGAAACGGAAAAAUCCUCAGUACCACAUCUCUCGCCCGUCUCCCCAUCACCUGCGCCUUCAAGCGAUCCUUCCGAAACGCUUUGGCAAGAUAUCGUAUCCAAAUUGGAUCUCUAAUCUUCCUGGCAUCCGUGAUACUCUAUAUUCGCCAAUAUCUCCGUUCCCGCGCAGCUGUGAAUUCAACAGUGCCAAAGCUCGUUUCCUUGACCCUUGAAAGACUCGCUUCCCAAGCCAGUCUUCAUGCUCAAGACAGCGACGCGUUUCCGGAGAAUUGGAUCAGUAUCGGCCAAUUGAGAGAUGAUGUCCUGCGAGACCAGCAUAGUCUCGCGAAGAGAGAAGCGGUUUGGACGAAAGUCCGCAAGGUUGUGGAAAUGAACUCCAAUGUUCGCUCUUCACAACGCGAGAGUCGCAGUGGUGAGAUUAGUCGGGUAUGGGAGUGGAUCGGUGCCGUUAGCGGGCCAGCAAGCGGGGAGAGACGAAAAUCGGGGAGGGCCUCGUAUGGGGCUUACGAUACCGCGGAUGAGAGUUCUGAUGUCCCGGCGUCAAAGUGGCAGGAGGGGAGGCCGAUCUAUUGAUUCUUUACUACUCGCUUAUUUCCUUUUUGUCUUUGGGGGUUACCAACGGCUCUCUUAUGUUCCUUUUUUUCUUGUGUAGAUCUAUGAGGGGCUAGGGGGUGUUGGUUGCGCUUUUUACGUGCUUGCUUGUUUUGCGUUUAUGAUGGGAUUACGUAUGGAUGGGUGGGCUUUGGAUGAAUAAUACCAGUAAUUAGUUCGUUUACGUAAUACCGAUAAAUUUUCA
Messenger RNA from Hymenoscyphus albidus, 2702 nucleotides. NCBI's taxonomy places the organism in Eukaryota, Fungi, Ascomycota, Leotiomycetes, Helotiales, Helotiaceae. The record is from the annotation of a GenBank genome assembly.